GAUUCGCUUUCGCGAAUCGUUGUACAAAGGAGGCAUUGCGUAGUAGCGAAGCGUACUGUAGUUCAUCUUGGUCGUAUUUCGAUUUUUCUCUACACGUUGCAGCGAUCCCUUUGUGUGUUUUAUAGUCUCAAAUAUUGACCCCCUCUAUUUUCGUUCAUCCACAACCGUCUUCUUUUUCCUAUUUGCGCGUUCGACUGGAUAUCCUUUCGUGCCGGUGGCCGUUGCGGUGGCAGCUAUCCUUCUGGUGCUCUGUGGUUCGUGCUGUUCGUGCGCGCAAUGUCGGCUGAAGUAUCUGAAGCAGGAGAUGUGGCAGGCAACUGCGACACCGGCGGAGACCUCGACUUCACCGCAGACGUCACGGACACGAAGGACUGGGAUAAUGAGACACCGCUUGAGCAAACGCCCUUGGAGCACGAGUAUGAGAACGCACAGAACGGGGGUGCUGUCAGUGCUGAUGCUGAAGCAGGUGUGGUUGACGAGGGGGAACAGGCUGAAGCAACUGCACCAGCUGAUGGAGAAACUGAAAUGGUAGAGGAGGAAAAACAAGAUGAAACAGUUCUGACAUCUGCUGAAGGAGCAGAGGAAGAGUGUGCAGGUGCUGAAACACAGGAGAACUCUGCUGAAAACAAAAGUGAGCUGUCUUACACUUGUGACAUGUGCAAAGAAACAUUCCAAGAGACGGAGGAGGAGCACUUGAAGGGGCGGAAGCACCUCAAGCUGUUGGAGAGACUUGAAAAAUUUGGCAGUCUGGAAGCAGUUAAUGCCGAGUUCCAGCCUAGCAUAUGCUACCUGUGUGAUGUGUCAGCUGUCAGCAAGUCGCAAAUGACGAUGCAUGUCAAAGGAGCCAGACACAGGGCGCGUUGUGCCAACCUCAAGCUUCCCCCUUCGGCCUUAGAUCUUCCAGGGACGAACCGCCCCCCAGUUCUGCCACCCAGUGCACCCGAGAGCAAGUCUGCUGGACCUCCUGAUCCAAAUGCUGUGUUGCCAGAGAGGCCUGUAUGUGAUGUCUGCAACAUAACAUUGAGCUCUGUACAUCAGCUUGUGCAGCACCUCAGUGGCAAGCGACACAAGGAGAUUGUCAUUGCCCUUAAGCUAGCAGUUAUGAGACUUCCACACAAUUUGAGACCUGCCCUGUUGAAGUCAGUGCUCCGAAAGAACGAUGGCAAGCCACCACCUGGCCCUGCCGUGAAACCAGCAGCUCCUGCUCCAAAGCCUGGCAAUGCUGUCCAGGGACCUGCUGCAAAAGGAGUAAAGAGGCCAGCACCUCCAGCUGGUGGACCUACUUCUGUACCAGCCAAGAAACAGAAGCCAGAGCCAAAGCCAGAGAAAAAGCAAGACCCAUCGCAAGGUGCAGCGGCCUCAACAGCACCUUCUGGGUCACCUGCUGCCAAGAAGCUGUUCUCGUGUGACAUCUGUAACAUCAAACUGAAUUCUGAAUUUCAAAUGAAUGAGCACGUGAAAGGCCGGGUGCACAAGGAUCGGGCUGCCGAGCUGAAAGGGGGACCAGGAGCUGGUGUCAACAAGCCUGGAGGUCCACAGCUGAAAACUGGGCCACAGCAGGGUGCUCAAUUAGGCAACAAAUCACAAAAUGCUACUGGUGGAAAACAAGCUCAAAAAGUAAAGGGCCAGCAGCAGCCAAAACCAGGUGGGGGGGCUGCUCCAUUCUGGUGUAAUGUCUGUCAACUCGCCAUCAAGACUGAAUUUCAGUUCACUCAGCAUAUGGGAAGUAACCGUCAUCGUGAAAGCUUGGCUCGUGUUGGAAGAGGACCAGUUCCUCCUGCUGCAGCGUUCAGCAAAAGUAGCUUCGACGGGGCCCAUUUUCCGGGUGCAAAUCAACGUGAAUUUGUACCAAGCAGCAGACAGUACUGGGACAGACCACAGCCUUCUGGCAGCUUUGAUGAUCAUUUUAGGGCACCUGCCCAACAUCCUUCAAGCCUGUGGGAAAACCCUCCUGUCCAGUCACAAUGGAAGAGCGCCGUCUUGCCUGCUCCUGCCCCACCAGUUCCGAGCCAGAGGCCCCUCGAGCCAGCACCAAGCACCAGCUUUGGUCUCUUGGACCCUCCUGUACAAACCCCACGGGAGCAAGGGCCUUACGGUCUGUCUUCAACACAACAGUUUUCAAAGCUUCAGCUAGACUUGGCAUUAGAGAUCAGCAAGCUGUCUCAGCAUCUGGCUAGGCCAGAGUUCAGCAAGGAGCUCGGUCAACAUCUAAGCCAUCAUAUAACCCAGGAACUGAGCCGCCAGCGGCAGAUGGCCCCUGAUGUGAAUCACCCAGUCAGAGAAGAAGACUUCAGGCCAGAUGAACGCCCACUGCUACAUAGUGAAAGAUUGCCAUUGCUUGGUGACACGCCGCCACUGCUCGAAGAGCGCACAUUCCUUCACGACAAGGCUCCUCUCCUCCAUGAUAGAGGUCCGCUUCUGCGUGAUUCUUAUGACGACCAUACACCAAGACGGCCAGCACUGCUUAGCGAGUCGAGACCAGUCUUUGGUGAUCGAGAGCAGGAUUAUCGCAUUGAGAGAAGAGAUGAGAGAAGACCCGGAAUUGAUAGUUAUGGAGAGAGGAGGACCCGUGACUACCUCGAUGACUAUGGCAAAGCUUACAGUGGCACCCAUGACCGUGAUCUGCCACCUCGAAAGUCUGAUGAUUAUCGACGAAGUACACAUUCAUCAUCUGGAGGGCUUCUUGGCAGGCCUCCUCUGCUAGGCUCUCGCUACUAAUCAUUGUGUGUAUUUGUCACUGGCUUUGAGAACAUUUCUGUUCCUUCUUCAAGCAUCUUUUCACCUUUGGUAUUGAUCAUGUUUUUCUGUUUAUCACUGGGUUGACAAGCAUUCUUUUAUAAAGUGUCCUUUGAGGACUUAGGUUAGGUGUGUUUGUGUGGAAUAAACAUAAGACUUACAUCUGUGGUGCUCUCUUUACAAACUGGAAUGGUAAGUGAUUUACAUACAGGGUUGUGUGUGUUCGUUCUCAGAAAAUUGAUGUACUGUUAGGAAAAGUUUGCGUAUAACUGUGGAUGCUUUCCUGAGUUUUCUUGCCCUCAGCUUUUGCAAGAAACUUGGUUAUGCUAGCAUAAGCUGAAGCAAAAGUUUCUAUAAAUUGUGUAGGAUCAGAACCUACCCACUUGCACACGUUGAAGUGUCAGACAUGCUAAAUGACUAAGGGGAAAGAACAUAAGCUUAAGUUUACAAUUUAUGUGGACUCUUGUACGAUGCUUUCAUACGACGAAGUAUUAAUACAGUGAACUAGAAUAUAUGGGCAGUGUGCCGACUGACGCGUGCCACGUCUUGUAACGUGUGUCGCACAAAGUGGUGUUUGUAGUGGUGGUGGUUUCGUCGCUCACUAUUGAAUGUGUCUAGAAAAUGUAGCUCCAACCAUGGCCGGUCUGGAGCGCACAUCUGGUCAGACACCAGUGCUACCACUACUGCCAACCCAAAAUGGGUCAUGCAGAGGCGCCAGGUCACGCCAAGUUUCUAGUACACUCUAGUAUUAUGUCCCGAUUCGUGAUGCCUAAUGGUACCAGAAAAUAAGGAUCAUGUAGUCAUGCAUUGUGUACCGCUUCCAAUGUGCCAUUCCACCAUGAUUUCUUGUAUUCUAGGUGUACUUGUAAAGAGGCCAGAUAACUGUAGGCUUGUCAAAACUGCCCAGGCCCUGUCAAACCAGAACCAAUGAAAUUAAAUGCCAUUAUUUAACCAUG
Dermacentor silvarum is the source of this 3692-nucleotide messenger RNA. RefSeq lists its product as uncharacterized. The record is from RefSeq and is a predicted model, not a curated record. The transcript is spliced from 16 exons. Lineage: Eukaryota; Metazoa; Arthropoda; Arachnida; Ixodida; Ixodidae. Gene Ontology annotation, molecular function: zinc ion binding; nucleic acid binding. The coding region runs from base 277 to 2718 and encodes 813 amino acids.